AUGUCUGACAUUGUUCAGUUCAAGAUCGGGAAAACUAGGGCCAGACUUGUUGCUCAGUGGCAGGAAAUGAUUGUGCUCUCGUCAGUCAAUAAUCCUGCACAUGGAAACGAGGGGCUGCGAAGGACGGCUUCCCUCCUUUUUAACCCCCUCCUCAAUUUUUAUACCGCUGCCGGAUCCACUCGGGACGUCGCAGCAAGCAUUUCAAGCGUUCUAAAUACAGGAGGAUAUGUAGCUGGCUUGAGUAAUACUGACACGAUGGAAAAGAAAAAUACAUACAUCGACAACGAGUCUUUGGAGGUCAGUUUGGUUCAGGAUCCAGACAUCGUUAGAGGUUGUUUCGACCAGGGGACUUUGAAAACAUACGUGACUCUACCGCCCGUUGCGCUGAACAUGCCUUCCAUUGUUCGUUUAUGCCCUGGAUUCCUACUACAAGAAGCGUUCGAUUGGAAGCUCGCACCAACAACCCCUGUCAGAAAGUGUCAACGACUUUGGGAUGACCCUAAAGGUUGGCUGAGUUCCUCGAAGGCGAAGACAGUCGUCGAUCUUGCUGUGGCAAAGGACCCGUAUUAUGAGUAUGAGCGCGCGUUGCUACAGACCCGCCCGAGCAACUUGAACAAUGGCGGAGUAACCCGGGUCCCCUUUUUUCAGAAAAUAGUGGAAGUCAUCAAGACCCCAGAUACGGAUGGUUGGAAGGCUUGGCGCAAGAAUCUAGGCUCGGAUCUUGUCGUCCCUGCCGCGGUUGCAGCCCUUAGCACCUUGAUGGAACAGCAGAGAUAUUGUCGACAGACACCAGAAGCAGACGGCACGUUUCAGCCAUCCCCAGGCACUCAACAAGGGUGGAUUACUUGGGUCUCUGACGCAGAUCCAGAUUGGGUCUAA
Molecule: messenger RNA, 879 nt
Organism: Letharia lupina
Lineage: Eukaryota; Fungi; Ascomycota; Lecanoromycetes; Lecanorales; Parmeliaceae
Exons: 6
Coding region: 1-879 (292 amino acids)
Source: RefSeq, a predicted model, not a curated record